Penicillium canescens is the source of this 2037-nucleotide messenger RNA. RefSeq lists its product as uncharacterized. The transcript has a single exon. The coding region runs from base 1 to 2037 and encodes 678 amino acids. NCBI's taxonomy places the organism in Eukaryota, Fungi, Ascomycota, Eurotiomycetes, Eurotiales, Aspergillaceae. The record is from RefSeq and is a predicted model, not a curated record.
AUGUCCUCUCAAUCCCAGAUACCUGGAUCUGACUUUCGUCCGCCGGAAUCUGCACAGCCUCGCAAGUCACUAUUUGGUGGACCCAGCAGUGAUGUUAUCCAACCAUCCUCUCCACCAGCGCCGGCGAGACAGUUACUCUUUGGGGAGCCAGCCAGCCAAGAUGCUCUUUCACAAUCCAUCAAAAUGGAUGAACCUAUGGACGAGGAGGCUGACGAAUCCGAAAAUGAGUUCAAUAUGAUCAUGCGAGAACGGCCGUUGGAGGCGCAUUAUGGCUCCGAUGGAGACAGUUUCCACGGAAGUGGUGAUGAUCAGAAAGCUCCAAUGCCAAGAAGAUCCAGGCUUUCUCAAAUAGAAGCCUCAAGUCAACCGACAAUUACGGAGCCUGCAGAGCCGAUUUACUACUACACUGUAGACCGAGGUCUUGACCUUCGGUCUGGGAUUAAGCGGCCAAAUAUCUUCACUGGGCACUCAUCUACAUGGCGAAACUACAAUGCAGACGACAUCGGUGCAUAUGAAGCCAUGCUUAAUAACAGAUCAAGAGAUCUGGCAGCUCAUCUGUACAAUGCCCACGCGAUUCGCAGGCGAACGCGGGUCACUUCGAAGAAAACAAGCGUCGAUAAUGAGUUAAGAUUUGCCAUUCCUCGGCGAUGGACGGCAUGGCCUUUGCCUUCUGCUCAUGUUCCUAGACUUGAUGAUAUUAUCAAGGACAAACUGGAUGACCCUGGGAAUAUGCGGAUGGAACCUGAUCCCCGUCCGAGUGCCGAUCUGGAAGAAAUAAUCACGGCCACCAUGUCGAAGACGGCCAAGGAGAAAUUCCGGGCCCGGGAGUGGGACUAUGAAGAAAUCAGAAAUGACAGCAAGAAAAUCCUCGACGGAGAUGAAAUUAUGCAGGACGAUAUUUUGGAGAAGGAAGAAUAUGACGAUGAUGAGUCUAUCGAUACCACCUUUUUGGAGCCAAUAGUUCAACUGGACGACGACAAAUCUUCCCAGAAAUUGCGUCCAUUGGCACGCAAUGUCAUGACCCAGUUAGACCGGCUUCUAAUGGGGCUUCAUUAUUCUAUGAAAGGGCGUAUGCUGGAAGAUAUUUCCGGAGAUGAACAGCCGUCUGACACAGACGACGAAGGCCUUCCAAGAACAACCAGGAGUCAAUCCCGUGGAAGGAAACGCACUCGACGAGGCUCUUCCCAAAAAGAAACGCCUCAUCGUUCCACCAGCGCCGGAUUGUUCUCUAGAUUAGACACCGAUGAUGAGAGCUUGCCAGAUGCACCUCGCUCACGAGAUCAGUCUCGUGCCACGCUCGCAAGCCAGGAUCAGGAAGAGGGCUCUUUCUUCAAGGGCAGACUCAAAUUGCGUGACUGGAGUGAAGUGAUGGGCCUCGCAUCCAUAAUGGGAUUUCCCUCUGAUGUGGUAAUGCGCACCUCGAAACGAUGUGCAGAUCUCUUUGGCGAAGACCUAGAAUUCAGAACACUGCCCGAAGGCCGCGUCCGGAAGAAGCAGAAAGCGGAUGGCCGGGAGGAAUAUGCCUACACCGAAAGCGAGAGCGAGAGUAAUAGUGACCGUGACUCGGCACCACCAAGCCCGCAACUCCUUUCCAACUCCACGCGAAAGGUUUAUCCCAAGAACAAUCCAAAAGCCAAUCAAAAACCCAAGUCCAAGGGAAAGGCCUCAUCCUCACGACGAAAACCACGCCAAACUCCCGCUAUCGUCCCAUCCUCCUCAUCAUCUGCAUCACCAGAGCCUUCGAAUGCGCCCUCGAGACCUUCAUCGAGACCCGCAUCAAGACCUGUCUCGGAGAACAGAGAACAAGGAGUAGAAAGAGAAUCAAGACCAGCACGACCAGGUGUUGGCAAAGGACCUCACCGAAAAGUGGACAUCCUCUGCCCUUUCAAGGAAUGUCCUCGAAAUUCGAAUGGAUUCUCACGCAAAUGGAAUCUUAAUCAGCAUAUGAAGAAGACACAUGGUAUGACUGUGAACGAUACUUCGAAUCAGCGUGGUGUUAGUGGCCCGGAUGAUGAGACGGCUAUUAUGCUUGAUUAA